UGUUUAAAAACGAUUUUUGUUAUUUUCUUAUAAAUCUGGCAUCACGGUCACAUAUGUACUUACUUCACACGUGCAUAAAUAGUUUGUUUAACUCUCGCGUACGUAUUUUCCUUUAUUUUUUGUUUUGUUUUCCAAAGAUGGAAUUAUUUACGUCAACUCCUGGAUUCUGCCCUACUUGUGGUUCCAUAUUACCACCUUUGGAUAGUAUUACGGAUGUUGUUUGUUACAACUGUAAAAAAUCGUAUAAAGCUGAUGUUUUUGGUGAUCAAAUUGUCGAGUAUACAAUUCAUUUCAACAACUACGAUCCCGAAAAGAUUAUAAAGACGAAAGAAGAAAAAGACUCAGGUCCAGAUGGUCCAGUUGUGGAACGUAAAUGUUCCAAAUGUGGUCACGACAAGAUGUCAUAUGCUACAUUACAAUUACGUUCGGCCGAUGAAGGACAAACAGUAUUCUUUACUUGUUUGAAAUGCAAAUUCAAAGAGUCAGAAAACUCCUAGAUUAAUAUUUAGCUAUAACUUAUCAGAAAAUAAAUUAUAUUUUUUAUUAAAUA
Molecule: messenger RNA, 550 nt
Organism: Lucilia cuprina (Australian sheep blowfly)
Lineage: Eukaryota; Metazoa; Arthropoda; Insecta; Diptera; Calliphoridae
Gene: RpI12
Product: DNA-directed RNA polymerase I subunit RPA12
Exons: 3
Coding region: 54-497 (147 amino acids)
Biological process (GO): DNA-templated transcription; termination of RNA polymerase I transcription
Cellular component (GO): RNA polymerase I complex
Molecular function (GO): DNA-directed RNA polymerase activity; zinc ion binding; nucleic acid binding
Source: RefSeq, a predicted model, not a curated record